This is a messenger RNA of Astyanax mexicanus (Mexican tetra), 7729 nucleotides long. RefSeq names its product mitogen-activated protein kinase kinase kinase kinase 4 (gene map4k4). Lineage: Eukaryota; Metazoa; Chordata; Actinopteri; Characiformes; Acestrorhamphidae. Gene Ontology annotation, biological process: protein phosphorylation. The transcript is spliced from 32 exons. Gene Ontology annotation, molecular function: protein kinase activity; ATP binding. The record is from RefSeq and is a predicted model, not a curated record. Bases 238 to 4542 code for a protein of 1434 amino acids.
UUGGCCUGUGGGGGAGAGCUCCGUCAUGAAAUAAGCAGCCCAGCCUCAGCGCGAGCUCUCCGGGAUACAAAGGUGUGCGGAUCAAUCCGGGAAUCUCACCUAGUCCACGGGAAAAUAAAUCCGGAUUCUUAUCAGUAACCGAAUGAUGAGCUGCUGCCUCGCGGAUACGGCGAGCGCGUGAGAUCAGUGGGUAAUCGCGGAAGAAUUCGUAGGGAGGAUCGGUGAAUCGGUGAUAAGAUGGCGAACGAGUCCCCGGCGAAGAGCCUGGUGGAAAUAGACCUCGCCUCUUUGCGGGACCCCGCUGGGAUAUUUGAGCUGGUGGAGGUGGUGGGGAACGGAACCUACGGGCAGGUCUAUAAGGGUCGACAUGUCAAAACAGGACAGCUGGCAGCCAUCAAGGUUAUGGACGUCACAGAGGAUGAAGAGGAGGAGAUUAAGUUGGAGAUAAAUAUGCUAAAGAAGUAUUCCCACCAUCGGAACAUUGCCACCUACUACGGAGCAUUCAUCAAGAAGAGUCCUCCAGGACACGAUGACCAGCUUUGGCUGGUGAUGGAGUUCUGCGGUGCCGGAUCGAUCACAGACCUGGUAAAGAACACUAAAGGAAACUCGCUAAAGGAAGACUGGAUUGCGUACAUCUCUAGAGAAAUCCUCAGGGGACUAGCUCACCUACAUGCCCAUCACGUCAUCCACAGAGAUAUUAAAGGACAGAAUGUCCUGCUGACGGAAAACGCAGAGGUCAAACUGGUGGACUUUGGUGUGAGCGCCCAGCUAGACCGGACUGUUGGCCGUAGGAACACCUUCAUUGGAACGCCGUACUGGAUGGCACCUGAGGUCAUCGCCUGCGAUGAAAACCCUGACGCUACAUACGACUACAGGAGUGAUCUGUGGUCCUGUGGAAUCACGGCUAUCGAGAUGGCUGAAGGAGCUCCGCCUUUGUGUGAUAUGCACCCGAUGCGAGCGCUCUUCCUAAUCCCUAGAAACCCUCCACCCAGACUUAAGUCAAAAAAAUGGUCCAAGAAGUUUUUUAGCUUUAUUGAAGGCUGCCUGGUAAAAAACUACACCCAGAGACCUCCAACAGACCAGCUGCUGAAGCACCCCUUCAUCCGGGACCAGCCCAACGAGAGACAAGUGCGCAUCCAACUCAAAGACCACAUUGACCGCACUCGCAAGAAGAGGGGAGAAAAAGAUGAGACUGAAUAUGAAUACAGUGGCAGUGAGGAAGAGGAGGAAGAAACCCCAGAACAGGAAGGAGAACCAAGCUCAAUCGUUAAUGUCCCGGGCGAGUCAACCCUGCGGCGGGACUUCAUCCGCCUCCAGCAGGAGAACAAGGAGCGCUCCGAGGCUCUGAGGAGGCAGCAGCUCCUGCAGGAACAGCAGCUCCGUGAGCAGGAGGAGUACAAGCGCCAGCUGUUGGCUGAGCGACAGAAGCGCAUCGAGCAGCAGAAGGAGCAGCGGAGGAGGCUGGAGGAGCAACAAAGGCGUGAGCGUGAGAUGCGGAGGCAGCAGGAGAGAGAGCAGCGGCGGCGUGAGCAGGAGGAAAAGCGGCGGUUGGAGGAGAUGGAGCGCCGGCGUAAGGAGGAGGAGGAGCGACGACGGGCAGAGGAGGAGAAGAGGAGGGCAGAUCGGGAACAGGAGUACAUCCGUCGACAGCUGGAGGAGGAGCAGCGGCAUCUCGAAAUACUACAGCAGCAACUUCUGCAUGAGCAGGCUAUGCUGCUGGAGUUUAAGUGGAGGGAGCUGGAGGAGCAGAGGCAGGCUGAGAGGCUGCAGAGACAGUUACAGCAGGAGCAAGUCUACCUGCUCUCCCUCCAGCAGCCCAAACCCAGAACCCCUCAGCAGCCUCCAUCUGCAGCUCAGAAGAGCAGAAUCCCUCAGCAGCAGCAGCAUCCGCCACCUUCAUCCGAAAAGAGCAAGAAAGCUCCACCGGCACAGCACCGAGACAGUAGCAAAAAGCAGGAACACGCCCUAGCAGCAAAUCAGGACAGGUCUACAAUUCCACAGCUACAGCACUGUGCUGUGGACCGGACCGGAACCCCCCCAUUACCUCAACCGUCCCCACAGGACCGCGGAAGAAUUCCCCAGCUGCAGCCGAGCUUGCAGGAAACACCACUGCUGCAGCCUCGGCAUCUGGCCCAGCCGGACCGCCAGCUUUCGCCAAAAGUGACCCACGGAAUCAACAUCCAGCCAGUCCAAACACACAGCAUCCCCAACUCCCAGCCACAGCAGCCCACCAAGGAAGAGGGCCAGACCAACCCGGUGCCUCAGGCAGAACCUCGAGGACCAGACUCUGAGGAAGUUCCAGAGGCAGAUGAGCGGCACCGCAGGAAUGCGCAGGGCUCUCCGCAGGCUGCAGGGGCGCAGAAGCAGCCCCCCGCUGUGCCGCCGCGGGCCGAAACCUUCUCCAACGGGAACGCAUCCGAGCAAGCCCCGCCCGCCAUGCACCGCCCCAUGGAAGCACAGGUUCCGGUUAGAACCACGUCUAGGUCACCUGCGCUCUCCCAUCAAGAAUCCCCUCACCAGGGUGUCCCUCUGCAGCCUCACAGGAAUGCAGGAAGCAGUGCUGAUUCGAGGGCGCUGUGGGAGCGAGUAGAGAGGAUGGGCCCGCAGCCCGACAGUACCAGCAGCUCUUCCGGGUCCAGUUCCACUUCCAGCAAUUCCAACACUGGAUCCGGAGAGAGAUUCAGACCCCGCACCUCUUCAAAAUCAGAGGUUUCCCCGCAGUGGGAAAAGCAUGUAUCCAGAAAAUCAGAGGAGAGGAGGGAUUUGGGCCGGGCUGGGCCUAUGGUGGAUCUGACAGCGCUGGCCAAAGAGUUGCGUGCGGUGGAAGAUGUGCGACCUCCCCACAAGGUCACAGAUUAUUCCUCCUCUAGUGACGACUCUGGGACCACCGAUGACGAGGACGACGAGGAGGUGGAUCAGGAGGGAGGGGAGGAGUCGACUUCAGGCCCAGAGGACUCGCGUGUGGGCUCCUCCAGGCUGAGCAAUGGAGAGACGGAGUCGGUGGUCGUCCAUGAAGAUGAUGACGCCUCAUCCACUCCGUGCAAGGACAGCACGCUCGUGGUCCGACAGAGUUCAGGGGAUGUAAAAACAUUGCCAGUGCCGGGCUCAGCCUUUGGUUCUCCCCUUGUUGUGGGUCUGCAAGGCAUCCAGGACCGGAAUGGCUUUUUGGGCCGAAUUCACCUUCUGCCCGACCUGCUCCAGCAGAGUCAACCCUUUCCCCCAUUCUCCUGCCCCUCCACCCCCUCCUCAUCCCCUUGCUACAGCAGUCCCGCCAUGUCCCCCCUGUCACCCCCAGACAGAUCGUCCUGCCCCGUGGAGUCCUCCCAGUGGGACAAGGUAGUGGUAGUGUCCCAGUCCACCACAAUGCAGAAACAUAAGUCCUCCUCUUCAUUUACUCCCUUCAUCGACCCACGCCUCCUACAGAUCUCUCCAUCUACCGGCAGCGCACUCAACAACGUGGGUUAUGGAAAUGAUGCCCGGCUGCAGGAGGCCCUGAGGCAGGAUGCGUCCCGUAAAGGCUCUGUAGUCAAUGUCAACCCAGUAAACACCAGGCCACAGAGCGACACACCCGAGAUCCGCAAAUACAAGAAGAGGUUUAACUCAGAGAUCCUCUGCGCUGCUCUGUGGGGUGUUAAUCUGUUGGUUGGGACGGAGAGUGGUCUUAUGCUGCUGGACCGCAGCGGUCAGGGGAAGGUCUAUCCCCUUAUCAAUCGCCGACGCUUUCAGCAGAUGGAUGUGCUGGAGGGGUUAAAUGUGCUGGUGACCAUAUCAGGGAAGAAGAACAAAUUGCGAGUGUAUUAUCUAUCCUGGCUGAGGAACAAGAUCUUGCACAAUGACCCGGAGGUGGAGAAGAAGCAGGGCUGGACCACAGUUGGGGACCUGGAAGGCUGUGUCCACUACAAAGUUGUGAAGUAUGAGAGAAUCAAAUUUUUGGUUCUUGCUCUGAAGAACUCUGUGGAGGUGUACGCCUGGGCUCCAAAGCCUUACCAUAAGUUCAUGGCUUUUAAGUCAUUUGGUGACCUAGUACACAAACCCCUCUUGGUGGACUUGACAGUGGAGGAAGGCCAGAGGUUAAAGGUCAUCUAUGGCUCGUGCUCAGGGUUCCAUGCUGUGGAUGUGGACUCAGGAGCUGUUUACGACAUCUAUCUGCCCACACACAUCCAGAGCAGUAUUCAGUCCCAUGCCAUCAUCAUUCUGCCAAAUACAGAUGGAAUUGAGCUGCUGGUGUGUUACGAGGAUGAGGGCGUGUACGUCAACACCUACGGCCGUAUCACUAAAGACGUGGUGCUACAGUGGGGAGAGAUGCCCACAUCUGUGGCCUACAUCCGCUCCAACCAAAUCAUGGGAUGGGGAGAGAAAGCCAUCGAGAUUCGCUCUGUAGAGACUGGACACCUGGACGGAGUCUUCAUGCAUAAGAGAGCUCAGAGACUGAAGUUCCUGUGUGAACGAAAUGAUAAGGUUUUCUUCGCGUCAGUGCGUUCUGGAGGCUCCAGUCAGGUUUACUUCAUGACCCUGGGACGAACCUCCUUACUGAGCUGGUAGACACAGCUGCCGCAUGACGAGUCUCUUUACGACACCCAGAAAACCAACAACCACCACAAAACCGAGCGACGACUUCAUGAUUUGACAAGCAGAAGCUAAUCGGACAGCGUCCUCCUGCUUUGUGAGACAGACUGAAACAGAAACUGUACAGAAAACUUCAACUUAGACGACGAUUAAAAAAGGUGGGGUGAGGGGAGGUGGAGCGAGGCUGGAGAUUACAGUAUUAAUGCUAGUCUGUUUGUCCUUUUUAAUCUAGAAUCCCUGCUUGAGUGGCUGGUAGAGUGAAGCUGGAGUGAGUCUUUCACUAUGAAGAUAAAAAACAUGCUCUAGUGCUUUUUGUGUUUUUUUUUUUUGCCUGUAAGGAAGGUGUGGACGUGAACUUUGUUCACACUGUGGACAGGUUUUAGUGUGUGUGGGAUGGGCCUAGGACUAAGACCAUUUUAAAGAAUAUAUUUUCAAAAUUCUAAAUAUUAUUAUUAUUAUUAUUAUUAUUAUUAUUUAUUGUUAAUAUUCACUAAAUAUCCUGAGUUUUUUUUCUCCAAGGUUUGCAUGCCCUGUGUCCUGCUAUUUUAGCCACUUUAUAGCCUACAUUUUAUCAGAGCCCAAUGUGUCACCCUACUUUUGAAAGAACCAGAGAAAGGAACACACCUGGACAUAAAGUGAACUUAGCCAACGUUUAUGGUCAGCCCCUUUCUCUUGGUAUCUCUUUAUCUCUCUCUCUCCUCCCUCCUUCUCACCCCCUCUCCCUCUUUCUUUUUUCCUUUCACUUUAACUAUCUCCCCUCUCUCCCUUUCUCCCCUCUUCACUCCAUCUUUCUCUCUGUCUCCCUCUUUCUCUCCCCCCUCUCUCUCUCUCUGUCUCCCUCUUUUUCCCCCUCUCUCCCUCACUCUCGUUCUCUGUCUUCCUUUCUCCUCUCUCUCAACUUUUCUCUCUCUCUCUCUCUCUCUUUCUAUCUCUCUCACUCCCUCUCCCUGUGUCUCUUUCUCUCCCCCCUCUCUUCUCUUUACUCUAAUGAUCUCUCUCUCCCUGUUUCUCCCCCUUUCUCUCUCCUCUUCACUCUAACUCUCUCUCUUCCUCUUUCUCCUCCUUUCUCUCACUUUCUCUCUCCUCUUCACUCCAACUCUCUCUCUCUCUUUCUCUGUGUCUCCCUCUUUCUCCCCCUCUCUCCUCUUUACUCUAUCUCUCUCUCUCUCUGUCUCCCUCUUUCUCCCCCCUCUCUCCCUCUCUCUCCCCUUUACUCUCUCUCUCUCUUUCCUCCUCUCUUGCUAUUUCUCCUCUUCACUCUAACUCUCUCUUUUUCUCUGUCUCCCUCUUUCUCCCCAUCUUUCAGCCUAUCUCCUCUUCAGUCUCUCUCUUUCUAUCUCCCUCUUUCUCCCCCUCUCUCCCUCUCUCUCCUCUUCACUCUGUCUCUCUCUUUCUCUGUCUCCCCCUCUCUCUCUCUCUUUCUCACUGUGUUGGAAAUUAUAUACCUGCUGUGAAUAAGUGUUAUGAAAUCAAACAGAAUUGUUUUGAAUUAUUUAUUUGAUUUUUUGCCUUUGAUUUUCUUCAGAUGUAUGCGAUGCAAGUUGGAAUGUGGUAUGAAAUACUGUUCUGUGGUUAACGUUGAAAUGAAAGGCAUGGAUCCACUUGUUUUUCUUCCCGAAAAUGUUCAGCAGUAUAACUACAGCGACUGAGCCUGUCCGAUCGAUUCUGGUGUACGUGAUUUUGAGAUUAUGUUCAGUGACUCGGUUCAGCGGCGUGGGAAAUAGGAUUUUUACUUCUUCGUUACAGUUUAGUUGUUUUUCUCCAGUGUUGUAAAUAUUUAUCAGGUUAUUUCAGAGCUUCAUGGUGUGUGUUUUUGCGGAUGUGGACAGUUGAUAUGAACACUGAACACGGACAGCAGUAUGAGCAGUGUCCGCUGGUUCUGAAUACCAUUUACUUUGUGUUUUUACACCUCUGUGGAGAGCAGUAUCCAAGCCAAAACCUCCAGUGGCAGUCCUGUACUGCCUGCUUAAGGCUGCACAUUGCGUUUUAUUGCUACAGAUUGCAUUUCAUUAAUGAAUAAUUGGAGCGGAUUAUGGAUGGAAGUAUUAUGUGUUCACCUGUUCUCUCGCAUCACUUCUUUCUGCAGCUUUAUUUCCUCUGCUCUUUAAUCUAGCCUCUGAAUUAAUGAUCUGUAAACAGGUAUAGUGAAGUUACUACAUCAACAUUUUUUUUUGUGUUCGACAGUUGAACCCCGCCUGCUGUCUUCUGCAUGUCGUAAAGACAAACGCAGUAUUGGCUGAAAUACGUUGAUGCGUUUAAAUGUUCAGAAAAUCAGUUUCUGUUCAAUGAGCUGGCUUUUGGUUCUGAAACUGUACUCGUACGUGCGUAUUAGGUAAACCUUUGGAGCUGCGUGAUUGGACGACCCCUCCUGUGUUUUUAUGAUUCUUCUGUCCGACCAAUUCUGACAUUUUCAUUUUUCUUCUACUUUUCAAACUACCGACCACCAAUACACAUUCAUACACUACACACUUUUCCUUUUUUGAUUCUUCAUAUGAUUUGUUUUUGCAGUAAUAGGUAUUAAUUUUUGGGGAGUUAAUUAACCUUAAUAUUUUGCUUUAUGCAAACAUAUUGCUGCUUUGCAUAUAAGAACACCAACAUGAAAAAAAAUAAAAAUUGUGCUGAAGUGACAAAUUUAAAAACACCAGAACCAGUGUUAAGAAACCACUACAUGAAAAAGACAAACAUUUCUGGGCUUAUGUUUAGGAGCUUUGGGUAUUUUUUAACUCCAGACAUAGUUAAGAUGCUUAACCAUAGAUGGUUCUGUAUUUUUCUUUUUUUUUUUAUUCCUCAUUCAAUUCUAUGACUAUGACCUAAUCUAGUGCUCACGUAAUAUAAUGCUGACCUAUUGAGAAUGUUUAUGGAGACGGAGGUUUCUUACACUAAUGUGCAUCAAUAUUAUAUUUCUGUUAUCUCACAGAAUUCUUUGCUUUUUUCUAUCAAACAUUUUUUUUGUCAGUAUUUGUCUGCUGUUAUUAUAAGGAUAAUCGUUCAGGCAGCAAUCUCUCAGUGGUGUGCUGACCUUUCAGAAAUGUUCCCGGCUGAUUGGAUGUCUGUGUUUCAGUCGUGGCACUGUAUCGUUCAUCCUCUGUGUAUGGCAGGAAGUCCUGUAUUUUCCUGAUGGUCCUUUGUUUUUCUUUGGAAAUAAACCCCUAAAGUAAUUUAA